AUUUACAAUUAGUGUCACCCGAUACCAUACUUCUUCAUACCACCAAACCAUCAUUAUAUCUAAUUUCUGCCUCAAUAAAAUCUAUUUCUGUUCCGAUAACAAUCAAAUCACGUAAAGCAUCGUUGGAUGAGCCAACAUCUGAAAUAAGACAUCACACA
This is a messenger RNA of Entrophospora candida, 158 nucleotides long. Lineage: Eukaryota; Fungi; Glomeromycota; Glomeromycetes; Entrophosporales; Entrophosporaceae. The record is from the annotation of a GenBank genome assembly.